GGUUUGCAGGAGCUCGGCGUGACGCACGUGCUCAACGCGUGCAGCCAGCUCCCGAACUACCACCCGGACCACUUCGUCUACCACAAGAUCGCGAUUUUGGACGCACCCAAGGCGCCCAUCGUCACGUGCGCGGAGGUCGCCGCGCAGUUCCUCCAGCGCGUGGAGCGCGUCGGCGGCCGGUGCCUCGUGCACUGCAUCGCGGGCUCGUCGCGGUCCGUGACGCUGACGCUCAUGCACCUCAUGAUCUCCCACCGCGUGCCCCUCCACGUCGGCUUCCACCACGUGAACCGCAUGCGGCCCCAGGCGAACCCGAACGAGGGCUUCAAGCUCCAGCUCGCAUUACUGGAGGUCAAGGUCCUCGGCGGGUCCUCC
This is a messenger RNA of Aureococcus anophagefferens, 372 nucleotides long. RefSeq lists its product as hypothetical. Gene Ontology annotation, molecular function: JUN kinase phosphatase activity. Gene Ontology annotation, biological process: protein dephosphorylation; regulation of MAP kinase activity. NCBI's taxonomy places the organism in Eukaryota, Pelagophyceae, Pelagomonadales, Pelagomonadaceae. The annotation marks the transcript as partial. Gene Ontology annotation, cellular component: cytoplasm. The transcript has a single exon. The record is from RefSeq and is a predicted model, not a curated record.